Prosopis cineraria is the source of this 345-nucleotide messenger RNA. Its product is annotated as kunitz-type serine protease inhibitor DrTI-like. NCBI's taxonomy places the organism in Eukaryota, Viridiplantae, Streptophyta, Magnoliopsida, Fabales, Fabaceae. The record is from RefSeq and is a predicted model, not a curated record. The transcript is spliced from 2 exons. Bases 1 to 345 code for a protein of 114 amino acids. Gene Ontology annotation, molecular function: endopeptidase inhibitor activity.
AUGCCGUCGAAGUGGAUUGUUGUUGACGAAGAUGGGACUAAGUCUGUGAAAGUCAGUGCGUACGAGAACAUUCCAAACGGUCGGUUCAAGAUUCAACCCGUAUAUAGUUGGGCUUAUAAGAUCGUGUUCUGUCCCAUUUAUGGUGAUUCUUGUGGAGAUCUUGGGAUUUCCAAGGACGUUGAUGGAAAGAGGCGUUUUGGGUUGGUUCAAGAUUCUUGUAGAGAUCUUAGGAUUUCCCGAAGCCAUGAUGGAAUUAUGCGUUUGGUUAUCACUGAUGAUAACCCUCUUAUUGCUAUAUUUAUCAGAGAUCAGUCAUCUGAUGCACGGAGGGCCUCUGUUAUCUAA